This is a messenger RNA of Stereum hirsutum FP-91666 SS1, 1002 nucleotides long. RefSeq lists its product as uncharacterized. The transcript has 9 exons. NCBI's taxonomy places the organism in Eukaryota, Fungi, Basidiomycota, Agaricomycetes, Russulales, Stereaceae. Bases 1 to 1002 code for a protein of 333 amino acids. The record is from RefSeq and is a predicted model, not a curated record.
AUGUCUGCCCCCCUCAGCCGUGACCAAGUUGUAUCCACCAUCGAAGUCGCUCAAUUACAGGACCAAAUCGCUCUAGCCGCUGCCGUGCUCUACUUGUAUGAAACUCUCUUGGUACUAUCCACAGAGAUUGUGAACGUAUGGUCCAAGCCAUGGACAAUCAGCUCCGCAGCGUAUAUCGCGAAUAGAUAUAUGUGCCUCCUUUCUGAGGUCCUAACGCUCUUCAGAUCUUUUGGGGAUGGCCGAUCAUAUAUUUCAUGUUCUCCCCUGCGCAUCAUCGGGCUAGGAAGCGGAUUGGCAAGUCAAGGCCUAACUGGCUACAAUUAUAUGGUGUUCAAGACUAUUCUAGAUCUUUUCACGCUUAGGGUUUAUGCCAUCUAUAACAGGAAAACAUCAAUUCCGCUUGUUCUGGCCCCAGUAAUAUUGGCAAGGCUAACACUUCAAAUGGUCUUCGAUUACGUGGAGGUAUAUUUGAAGGAGACAAGCAACUCCUUGGACACAGGACUGUCAAAGGCUGUGACAACGUGCACGACCGAAUAUUCUAAGAAACUCUCUAACGACCCCGCGCGAACGAUACGGCGCAUGAAACAACACAACCAGUUAAGCAUCACCCAAGUUGUGAUUCGCGAUGCUUUGCAUUGGCUGUGGGAAGUGUCGUCCCCCGAUUCGAGCUUCUUCAUCUUGCUGGCGCCAUUCACAAACGUGUACGCUGUUUCUAUGUUCUUAGUAUCAGACAAGGUAAUAAUUCCAGGCCAUGGCCUUGACGUUCAAAGUCUUUCGGUCACUCUUGCCAACCGGUUAUAUCUUAAUCUGAAGGCUUGGGCCGAUCCCAGGCCUGGCUUUUCGAGACAUACAUGCGACCUUGCAAGUAUGAACUUUGACAACCGUCGCGUCUCGGAAACGAUUGGGGCAUCAAUCGACAUGGAUGAUGAACUGUAUGAUGAUGCGUAUAUUAAUGGUGACUAUCCCCUAGAUGAGAUACAUCAAGUUGACGGGUCAACGUAG